UGGAAGGCGCCGGCGGCCGCCGCCUCGGAGCUGAGGAGGAGCGAGAGCUCGCGUUACCCCGCGACCCUAACGGACGCCCCGGUGCCCCCGACCGCCAUGGGAAUCCACGGCCUGGCCAAGCUGAUCGCCGACGUGGCGCCCAGCGCCAUCCGGGAGAACGACAUCAAGAGCUACUUUGGGCGGAAGGUGGCCAUCGACGCCUCCAUGAGCAUCUACCAGUUCCUGAUCGCGGUGCGGCAGGGGGGGGACGUGCUCCAGAACGAGGAGGGCGAGGCCACCAGCCACCUGAUGGGCAUGUUCUACCGGACCAUCCGCAUGGUGGAGAACGGCAUCAAGCCCGUGUACGUCUUUGACGGCAAGCCGCCCCAGCUCAAGUCGGGCGAGCUGGCCAAGCGCAGCGAGCGGCGGGCCGAGGCUGAGAAGCAGCUGCAGCAGGCGCAGGACGUGGGCACCGAGCAGGAGGUGGAGAAGUUCACCAAGCGGCUGGUGAAGGUCACCAAGCAGCACAAUGACGAGUGCAAGAAGCUGCUGCGCCUGAUGGGCAUCCCCUACCUGGAGGCGCCCAGCGAGGCCGAGGCCAGCUGCGCCGCCCUGGUGAAGGCCGGCAAGGUCUACGCCGCCGCCACCGAAGACAUGGACUGCCUGACCUUCGGCAGCCCCGUGCUGAUGCGGCACCUGACCGCCAGCGAGGCCAAGAAGCUGCCCAUCCAGGAGUUCCACCUGAGCCGCGUGCUGCAGGAGCUGGGCCUCACCCAGGAGCAGUUUGUGGACCUGUGCAUCCUGCUGGGCAGCGACUACUGCGACAGCAUCCGCGGCAUCGGGCCCAAGCGCGCCAUGGACCUCAUCCAGCAGCACAAGAGCAUCGAGGAGAUCGUGCGGCGGCUGGACCCCAACAAGUACCCGGUGCCCGACAACUGGCUGCACAAGGAGGCCCAGCGCCUCUUCCUGGAGCCCGAGGUGCUGGACCCCGAGGCCGUGGAGCUCAGGUGGAGCGAGCCCGACGAGGAGGGCCUGGUCCAGUUCAUGUGCGGCGAGAAGCAGUUCAACGAGGAGCGCGUCCGCAAUGGGGUCAAGCGGCUGAGCAAGAGCCGCCAGGGCAGCACCCAGGGCCGGCUGGACGACUUCUUCAAGGUCACGGGCUGUCUCACGUCGGCCAAGCGGAAGGGGCCGGAGCCCAAGGGGGCUGUCAAGAAGAAAGCAAAGUCUGCCGCGGUGGGGAAGCUCAGGAAGGGGAAAUAAAGCCCUGGGCACGCCUUUGGGGUCUCCUGGUUGGGGCUGAGGGCGCCGUUUCUUCAACUGUGGUGUGGGUGUCCGUCCGGAGGAGGGGGUGGGGGGAGGAGGCAGCCAGGGCUGGCUGUCCAGCUCCUGUCCCUAGCUUGGCAUUGGGCCUGAUGCCAAGCACUCAGGCCUACCAAGAGGAUUCAAAGGUGCCCCCGUCCUUGGAAAUCUGGGAUGAGGCAGAAACCACCAUGUUUGUGUUUGUACUUGUUCUCUUGGCCCAAGAAUCACACCCACCUGGGGCCUCGGGACAAGAUAGUUGUUUUCGAGUUUGCUUAAGCUUCUUAGAAAAAGUUAAUAAAAUUGUUAGAUGCUACAAA
This is a messenger RNA of Vombatus ursinus (common wombat), 1598 nucleotides long. It is a transcript of the gene FEN1, whose product is annotated as flap structure-specific endonuclease 1. Gene Ontology annotation, cellular component: nucleus. The record is from RefSeq and is a predicted model, not a curated record. The coding region runs from base 97 to 1239 and encodes 380 amino acids. Gene Ontology annotation, molecular function: magnesium ion binding; RNA-DNA hybrid ribonuclease activity; manganese ion binding. NCBI's taxonomy places the organism in Eukaryota, Metazoa, Chordata, Mammalia, Diprotodontia, Vombatidae. The transcript is spliced from 2 exons.